Molecule: messenger RNA, 1338 nt
Organism: Athalia rosae (coleseed sawfly)
Lineage: Eukaryota; Metazoa; Arthropoda; Insecta; Hymenoptera; Athaliidae
Gene: Rpp21
Product: ribonuclease P protein subunit p21
Exons: 3
Coding region: 409-1017 (202 amino acids)
Biological process (GO): tRNA processing
Cellular component (GO): nucleolar ribonuclease P complex
Source: RefSeq, a predicted model, not a curated record
AUGGUGGUAACUGGUAACUGUUGUUUGUUACUAUUUGAAUUUAAUUGACGAGAUUGCGCAAUCUAUUGCUAAUAAUCAACAACAAUUGAAACAACAAUCCAUGAUUUGUACGAGCCUAUCAGGGCUUGUGCAGUGAUCAAGCAUACGUUUCUAUGGUAACUCAAGAAUGAAGAUAUUGUGCGCGCGAAGUGUUGUCAGUUAUGUCUGUGACAUUGGACAGUAGUCGACUCUCAUAUUUAUAUUAAAGACUGUCGAGUCCAAUUUCGGAUUCACCGAGCAGGUAGAUGAAGACUAAAUUUUCUUUGAUGAAGACGAAGCAGUACAUUGUGCAAAGCAUUGAUGUAUCACGUACGUACAGGAGAACCAGUCAACAUAUUCGAAUCUAACCUUCAUGUCGGAGAACAUUGAAUGGCUUUUAACAUGAAAGGACGCAAAGAAAAAGACGUAUUGGAGCGAAUGAAUUAUUUGUAUCAGGCAAGUCACCUGAUGGCAAUAGGAGCAAAGAAUCCAAUAGCUGCUUCGUACUAUGGUUAUGUUAUGAUGAAAUGCGCUCAAAAGUCUGUUCUACGAAUGGACCCAGAUGUCAAAAGAUCAGUUUGCAAAUGUUGUCUGUCUCCUUUAAUACCGGGAGUAACAGCCAAAGUACGUUUGGUUUCGAAACCCACCAAAAUGGUAAGAUGGAAGUGCCUUAUCUGUGAUGCAACAAAACAAUAUCCUACUAAAGGUGGUCAUGAAUUAUGGGCAGACCGCCCAGAAGCUCUGAUUGAAAUGUUACAAUAUACACCUAAGCCAAAAAAAGUCACUGGUUCAAACCGGUGUAAAAUAAUUAAAAAAUCCGUUAAUGCUAGCCAACCAAGUUUAAUCACAGCGACUUGUGAAUUAUUGAAUACUAUUGAAAAUCUUAGUCAGGGUCUUGACAGCUGCGUUGCCGAGGGUAGUUGUUCCGGUUCGAACACUGGAAAUGAUCUAAAUCAAAAUAGCGAAGUGAGUAUGGUAGAUUCUAUGGUUGAAAAUUAAUUUGUGAUAAGAAUUGAAAUACUUACUGUACGAUAUUAUAUCAUUGCGUAAGUUUUUUUUGUACCAAAAACUUUAUCCUCCUAUUUUCUAUACUAUUUUUGGAUGUAGAAACACUCAUAGAAGGGGAUAAAGGUAACCAUAUCUUACAAGUACGAAUAUUUCUUAUUAAUCACUUACGUAAAAUAUGUUACAAUAUUACAAUCAGUUUACGAUCGAUAAACAGAUAGUACCUGACUAACUAGAAUAAUCAUAACGUUCUAACAAUAUUAUAAUCAAUAAUAGCUUAAUAUUAUUGUAAUAAACAUUCUUGGUAAUAACUUA